GCUACAACACAACAGCUGAACUAUUGGGACCAAUUCACACCCUAAUCUCUAAGACUCACUAACUACUGAAAUGGCAGACAAGAACUUGUUGUUGGUAGAAAGCUUCUUCGACAACGACAGUGCAUUUGAGUCUGAUGGGACAGAUUUUGAUGAACUGGAUUGCUCUGAUCCUUUGGCCAUGAGUGGCAGGUGUGACUUGCACAAAGGGCUCCGGAUUGAGAUUUCUGAGCAGCCUCACACUAUGAGACAAGUGACAAAUAUCAUAAUUGCCCUACAAAAGUUCAAGCAAGUCCGGUCCACAGAAUUCACCGACCAUGAGCUAUUCAACAUCAUCAUUGAGAACAUAGUUGAAGAGAGUAUGGGCUUGAAGGUAAAUUGCGAAUUUUCAAGGACUUACAACAAGCAAGAUAGAGUCAUCCAGUGCACCGUGUGUGACGGCUUAAAGAAGAGUCUGGUGCAGAGCCAAGGUACCCCCAACCUGCUAGCGGUCACCCUAAGGGGUGGCAACAGCAACCGAAGUGUGGGCAUCAACCUAUCGACCUACACCACCCCAGGGUGCAAAGCCACAAAUGGCCAGCCAAUAUGUUUGAAGAUUGCUCAGAGCAACCUGUAUCUCGCAUGCACAAAGGAGUCUGGAACAUCAUCUCAACCUCAUCUCAUCCUAGAGGAUGUGAAGGACGAAGAGACUCUGAAGACCAUUGAGGAGAAUGAUGGCAUGGAGCGUUUCCUCUUUUUCCGAAAAGUUACUGGAGGCUCAAUUAACACAUUUGAAUCAGUGAAGUACCCUCACUGGUUCAUCAGCACCUCUAAGAAUGAAUCUAUGCCAGUGGAUAUGUGUGUUGAGGAGGACACCAGUCGUCAAAAAAUCUUUACACUCCAAGAUCAAAAAGUAAUCUAAGAAUCAGAUUUGAUUCAUGAUACUGAUUUUCCAGAAUGUAUGUACUAAGUACAGUUCUAAAUCUGGAAACUUGUGUUAUGUUUGAGUAAGUCUCAGUUAGAGAGCCCUGACCAACAAUCAUCCAUCUUUACACAAGAUGUUUAUUUCAUAAUUAAAUGUAAAUCAGGAAAAGUCAGAUGUAGAAAUGUUUUAGCUCUCUAGUGUUAUUUAUAAUUUUUUAUUUCAUUUAUUUAAUUUAAUAUUUAUUUCAGGAAAUCAG
Molecule: messenger RNA, 1157 nt
Organism: Pygocentrus nattereri (red-bellied piranha)
Lineage: Eukaryota; Metazoa; Chordata; Actinopteri; Characiformes; Serrasalmidae
Product: interleukin-1 beta-like
Exons: 7
Coding region: 71-898 (275 amino acids)
Biological process (GO): cytokine-mediated signaling pathway; regulation of non-canonical NF-kappaB signal transduction; macrophage chemotaxis
Molecular function (GO): cytokine activity
Source: RefSeq, a predicted model, not a curated record